UGGAGCGCGGGUCCAGCCCGCGGCGCGCGCCGAUGACGUUGCAGCGUCCCUAGCGACGGCGGUCACUAGGGAGCGGCGCGCGGAUGACGUCAGGAGGCGGCUCCCUUAGCAACGGUGGUCCUUAGGGAGCGGCGGACGCGGCAGCAUGGACGCGACCACCGCCCCGCACCGCAUCCCCCCGGAAAUGCCCCAGUACGGGGAGACGCACCACAUCUUCGAGAUGAUGCAGAACUUGCUGGAGCAACUUCUGAUCCACCAGCCCAAGGAUCCCAUCCAGUUCAUGAUCGAUCACUUGCAGCGAAACAACGACCACGUGCCGAAGAUUGUGAUCCUGGGUCCACCCGCCUCCGGGAAGACCACGAUCGCCAUGUGGCUCGCCAAGCACCUGAAGACCAACCUCCUGACCGUGGAGAGCCUGCUGGCCAUGGGCCACUCGGAGCUGGCCCAGGAGGCCCGGAGGCACUACGCCAGGAAGAGGUCCGUGCCCAGCAUGCUGCUCGUCAGGCUGGUCCAGGAGCGCCUGAGCGACGAGGACUGCAUCAGCCGGGGCUGGAUCCUGGACGGCAUCCCCGAGACGCGGGAGCAGGCGAUGAUGGUCCAGACCCUCGGGAUCACCCCCCGGCACGUCAUCGCGCUGAGCGCCCCAGACACAGUCCUGAUCGAGAGGAACUUGGGGAAGAGAAUCGACCCUCAAACUGGAGAGAUCUACCACACCACCUUCGACUGGCCGCCCGAGGCUGAGAUCCAGAACCGCCUGGUGGUGCCGGAGGGCAUCUCAGAGCCGGAGACGGUGCAGCGGCUGCUGCGGCACCACAGGAACAUCGUCCGGGUGCUCCCCUCGUACCCCGGCAUCCUGAAGGCCAUCAGCGCCGACCAGCCCUGCGUGGACGUCUUCUACCAGGCUCUGACCUACGUCCAGACCAACCGUCGGUCCAACGCCCCCUUCACGCCCAGGGUGCUGCUCUGCGGGCCCGUGGGCAGCGGGAAGAGCCUGCAGGCCGGGCUCCUGGCCCAGAAGUACGGCCUCGUCAACGUGUGCUGCGGGCAGCUGCUGAAGGAGGCCGUGGCCGACAAGUCCAGACAAGGCGAGGCCAUCCAGCCCUUUUUUGAAAAGGAGAUGACAGUCCCCGACAGCCUCGUCCUGAAGGUGCUGAGCCAGCGCCUGAGCCGGCAGGACUGCGUGCAGCGAGGGUGGGUGCUGCACGGCUUCCCGCGGGACCUGGACCAGGCGCACCUGCUGGACACCACGGGCCACAAGCCCAACAGGGUCUUCUUCCUGAACGUGCCAUUAGACUCGGUCAUCGAGCGGCUGACCCUGAGGAGAACUGAUCCCAUCACCGGAGAAAGGUACCACCUCAUAUACAAGCCGCCUCCCACCAUGGAGGUCCAGGCCCGUCUCCGGCAGAACCCCAAGGAUGCCGAAGAGCAAGUCAAGUUCAAGAUGGACCUGUUCUACAGGAACUCGGCCGAGCUGGAGGAGUUCUACAAGCAGGCCAUCACCCUCAACGGGGACCAGGACCCCUACACCGUCUUCGAGUACAUCGAGAGCGGGAUCACCCACCCCCUGCCCCAGAAAGGCCCCUGAGGCCAGCGGAGCCGGGGCGCCCCCCC
Messenger RNA from Eptesicus fuscus (big brown bat), 1611 nucleotides. RefSeq names its product adenylate kinase 8 (gene AK8). Bases 146 to 1585 code for a protein of 479 amino acids. Gene Ontology annotation, biological process: nucleoside triphosphate biosynthetic process. Gene Ontology annotation, cellular component: cytoplasm. Gene Ontology annotation, molecular function: AMP kinase activity; ATP binding; nucleoside diphosphate kinase activity. The transcript is spliced from 13 exons. The record is from RefSeq and is a predicted model, not a curated record. NCBI's taxonomy places the organism in Eukaryota, Metazoa, Chordata, Mammalia, Chiroptera, Vespertilionidae.